Messenger RNA from Gymnodraco acuticeps, 1615 nucleotides. Its product is annotated as prothymosin alpha-A. The transcript is spliced from 5 exons. The record is from RefSeq and is a predicted model, not a curated record. The coding region runs from base 423 to 809 and encodes 128 amino acids. NCBI's taxonomy places the organism in Eukaryota, Metazoa, Chordata, Actinopteri, Perciformes, Bathydraconidae.
GUGAGUUUUACUUAAAAAACUAACCAAUUACAUCCAAUGAUAAAAGUUUUGUAACGAAAAUCAAAUCCAAACUGAUGGAUAGAACAAGUAAAAAGAAGUUUGGUACCUCAGUGCAGCGCUUUAAAAAAAUAACGACCAAUCAGCGAUGAGACACAAACGUAGGCGGGACGGACUGUUUGAUUGACUUGAUAUCCCUCCAAUCAAACUCUCCAGUCAGUGACAUUGUCCAAUCAUGUGCGGGAUCGACCCGCUGUAGCCAACGAGAGAGGAUUUUCAACAAGCUCAGAGAAAAGCGGAGACAGACAGACAUCAUUUCUCUCCCAGCUUCUUUGGACUAUCACACGACGCCAAAGAAUCAAGAAAUAAAGCAUCUUUCUCUGAACAGGAUUAUAACGGUCUAAAUUAAUACCCAAACAUUUAACAUGGCCGACACAGCUGUAGAGAAGACCAUAACUGCAGAGGUUACUGCCAAGGAGCUGAAAGAGAAGAAAGAAGUAGAAGCGAAGGAGGUGGAGAAGGAGAAGAAGACCGACACCGGGGACGCACCUGCCAAUGGCACAAAUGGUGCUGACCACAGUGACAAAGCAGAGGACAAAGCAGAAAACAAAGCAGAAGACAAAGCAGAGGAAAAACACAAGAAUGGAAAUGGAGAAGCAAAGAAGGCGCCCCCUGCUGAGGAGACUGAUGCACCGCCCAUGAAGCGUGCAGCUGAAGAGGAGGAGGAGGAGGAGGAGGAGGAAAAGGUGGAGACAAAAAAGCAGAAGACAGAGGAAAAUGGAGCUUCAAAAGAGGCAGAAGUGAAGGCUUAGGUCUCUGCCCUGCUACCUGUUUGCAGCACUGUCUUGGUCAACAUCGUGUUGUAGAGCUUGUGCUUUCUGUACCUUUUUUUGAGAAAUAUUUCUUUUUAUUUGCUCCCAUGUUAUCACAUUGCACUGGAGUCCUGAAACCUAGUGGCCCUGCAUCCUUUUUUAUGAAAUGUUAUUUAUUGGUCUUUAAAAUUAGCUUUUUUUUUACUUGUACAAAUUGGGCCACACCAUGAGAUCAGUUUUUUCAUUUCUUGAGGUUUUAUAUCAGUAUGUUAGAAGCACAAUCUCUCAUGUCAGUGCUGACCAGAUGAUUCAUACAAUUCAGGCAGCUGCUCACUUCUUCCUAGUUCUCAUGUUGACCUCAGAUUCACUUAAAGGACCAAAGAUAAGUUUUAAGCAGGGGCUAAUGGACAGUUGUUCGCAUUAUUAGUUGAGGCAUACUUUUUUUGUGUUGGGCUGCUAUUUAAUCCUUGGCUUGGCUGCCCUGUUAACAUAACAGAUGGUGCAAAUGAAUAAAGGGGAUCUGUCUUGCACCUCCAUUAUAAGAUUGCUUGACCUUGUUUUAUGGAGGUAAAACGUUGCAAUGUUAAUUAACCCCUCUUAAAUCUUAAAGCUUUGGUCAUUUGUUCUGUAUGCAUUCCACGCAACUUUGUACCAUUUAUACUUUGUUUUUCUUACAGUUUUAUGUUAUGGCUGGGUAGCCCAGUUUUGUGUCGAAGUCUGCCUUUUCAGAACCAGAAUGACAUUUGGUUACUUCAGCCACUGCUUUGUAUAUUCUGAUUAAAAAAAUGAAUUGUCUUUUUACUUAA